This is a messenger RNA of Asparagus officinalis (garden asparagus), 4259 nucleotides long. RefSeq names its product putative disease resistance protein RGA3. The transcript has 5 exons. The coding region runs from base 45 to 4259 and encodes 1404 amino acids. Gene Ontology annotation, biological process: response to oxidative stress; defense response to other organism. Lineage: Eukaryota; Viridiplantae; Streptophyta; Magnoliopsida; Asparagales; Asparagaceae. The record is from RefSeq and is a predicted model, not a curated record. Gene Ontology annotation, molecular function: peroxidase activity; ADP binding; heme binding.
UCUACUAUUAACAAAAAAGAAAAAAGAGGGAAAAAAAAUCAAAUAUGGUGGUAGUUGGAGAUGUAAUUGCAAGCAAAAUCAUUGAGAAGCUAGUGGAGGUUGGAUUUGACUAUGCAGCAGACCAAUGUUUUGCUCGGCGAAGACGAAUGAACGAUGAGCUUCAAAGGCUCAAUGAUGCUCUUCCUCGUAUCCAAGCUAUUGUAAAUGCAGCGGAGAGUGGGCAACAAGAAAUAACUGGAGACCUCAACAAAUGGCUAUGGCAACUCAAAGAUGCUGUCUACAUGGCUAGUGACAUACUCGAUGAUCUUGAUUAUAUUGAGAUACAGAAACGAGUGGAGAUGAAUGCUGCAGGAAGAAGACCUCAUGGCAGUAAGGUGAGUGGUUUUAUUUCUGAUUCUAAACGAAAAGUUUCCAAGUUUAGUAAAAGAACCUUUAAAUCUGAUCCCACCCUCGAGAAGCUAAGGGGGGUUGUCAAGAGGCUAAGUGAAGUGGCGGUAGGCGUUACAGAUUUUCUCAGUUUAGUAAAAGAGCUUAACGAACUUCAACAACAACGUCAUCAUCAUCAUCAUCAAACUUUUAUCACUAAUUCUAAUCGUGAAACUGGACCUAUUUUAAGGGAGAGAAAUGUGUUGGGAAGGGAUGAGGAGAAGAAGAAAGUGUUACACUGGUUAAUGAGGAUGCCCAUUGCUAAUGAGGAUCAUGUGGGCAUCUCUCUUUUCUCCAUUGUAGGCCUCGGAGGAGUUGGAAAGACAACCCUUGCACAACUCGUCUAUAGGGAUGAUACCUUACAGAAUUCCUUUAGCAUCAAAAUUUGGGUGUGUGUCUCCACUCGCUUUGAUGUUAAAAAGAUUAUUGGAGACAUCCUAGAAUAUGCUACAAAAAAGAGACCUGACGUUGCAGGACUUGGCCCACUAGAGGAAGCUCUUAAGGCAUUGGUAUCAUCUGAGAAAUUUCUCCUCAUAUUGGAUGACGUUUGGAAUGAUUACGAUCUCUCUAGUUGGGAGACGUUGUUUGCUCCGUUGAGGAGUGGCCUUAAAGGAAGUAAAAUUAUUUUAACUACCAGAUCGGAGAAGGUUGCCGAAAUGGCUACACUAGCUUUAGGAGGGAUGGAAAAUGAGUUAAUGAAAUUAAAUCCCUUGGAUGGUAAUGUCUUCUUAUCACUUUUCAACAUAUACGCAUUUGCUGGAAUAAAUCCCCAUAAUUAUGGAAAGCUGCAAUCACUUGGCGAGCAAAUAGCUAGAAGGCUUGGAGGCUUGCCGCUAGCUGCCAAGAUGAUUGGAGCAUUAUUGCGUUCUAAUUUGGAUGACAGUCACUGGAUGAAUAUUCUGCAAUCUAGUCAUAUAUCAGAUCAUGGAUCACAGAGAGAUGGUGUGAUGCCGGUUCUAAUGUUGAGCUACUAUUAUUUACCAAUGCACCUAAGACCUUGUUUUGCAUUUUUCAGCAUUUUUCCUCAAGAUCACCUGUUUUUCAAAGGUGAUCUAGUUUUAAUGUGGAUGGCUCUCGGCUUCAUCCAACAAUCUCCUCAGAAUCCAACACAGACACUAGAGGAUAUUGGAAGCCGCUACUUUGAUGAGUUAGUUAAACUAUCAUUCUUUGAACAAUUUGGUAUGCUUGACACAAAUCCCUUAACUCAAAGAGUGGAAGAAGUGUACAUCAUGCAUGAUCUUUUGCAUGAUCUGUCAAGCAAAGUAUCUCAUGGUGAGUGCUUUACAUUUGUUGGAGAUAUGUCAAUCAACCGGAUCCCAAAUACAGUACGUCAUUUGUACUUUGAAACCGGUGAUCUUGGUCUUCUCAAAGAUAUGGACAAAUGGAAGAACUUGCACACUUUGAUUUUAAAAUUCAAUGGAUACAAUGAUGAGCAUGUUGUGGCUUUCCAGCAAGUGUUUGAAUCUCUAGAAAGCGUUCGAGUGUUGUGCAUCACUAUUAAAGAAAUGGAAGUAUUGCCGUAUGCGAUAGGUAGAUUGAGGCAUCUCAGAUAUUUGUCAGUCGAUCAUCAUUUUACUCGCCUGCCUAGUUCAAUCUGCAAGCUUUACCACCUGCAGGUACUUGUUUGUAGCCAUAUUGAAACUUCUUCAGUUUUGGUCUUGAAUAACCUUAUUUACUUGAGACACCUGCUGCCAUAUUAUCUUCCUUAUGGAAACGUCGAUGGGAUUGGGACUCUUACCUCGCUUCAAAGGUUAUCUUUCAGUGCUGGUGCUUAUAAACUUAGUGAACUAAAGGACCUAAGAGAGCUGCAGGAACUUCGGAUUAGCGGCCUUCACAACCAACAACAAGGGAAGGAGGUUAGUUUGGUUCAGUUACAUGAUAAAAAGAGACUCCAAGUGUUACAUUUGGAUUGGUUAGAUGACAGUGAUGCAGCAGAGGAGUAUGAAAAGGUGCUCGAUUGCCUCCAUCCGCCCCACAGCCUCAAGGAACUCAAAAUUGUACGGUACCGAGGUGCAAGGUCUCCAUAUUGGUUGGAAAAAGAUUUGUUAAAAAAUCUGGAGCGCGUCGUUCUUUCCGGAAACACAGCAUGGAAGCACCUUCCUUCUCUCGGGAAGCUUCCAUAUCUCAAUAAAUUGAGAUUGGAUUCACUAACAGGACUUGAGCAAAUUGGCUUUGAAGGUGGAUUUCAGCAACUGGAGAUUUUAGAAAUCCAUGGUUGUGAACUAUUGGAAGAGUGGUCCGGGUUUGGAGCAGAGACGGCACCUUGCUGGCCUCUCCUUAAAUAUCUAAGAAUCUCGCUGUGUCCCAAACUGAAGGCAUUGCCUCCUCUGCCCCUAAGUCUACAGAAGUUGAGAUUACUGUAUGUGGGAUUGUCUGAUUCUCCAACAUUCUGCCUGACUACUCCAUCCUCGUCCUCAUCCUCUCCUUCCCUCACUCACAUGGAAAUUGCAGGAUGUGAAAAUUUAACAUCAGUGGCUGGCUUGUUGCGACAUCGCCUCAGCGCCCUCAUGAUGUUGAAGAUUAGCUGUUGCGAAGCUCUUGCGGAUCUGCAUGCAGAGGAAGGCUUUCAGCAUCUGCAUUCCAUUAAAAGCCUACGGAUUGAAUAUUGCCCAAAGCUGAAGAUGGCUACCGACGCGGUCGCCCCGAUCGAUUGCUUCCCUCUCUCGUCACUUCAUUUUGAACAUUGCGGUGAACUGGACAGGCUCUUCCAGGCAUUAUUAAUGCAAGGUGUGCUUACUUCUCUUUCUGAACUUAGAUUGUCAGGUUGGAACCACAUAACAUCCUUUCCCUCCAAAGAGGCGUGCAAAAGAUUAACGUCACUAGAAGUGCUGGAAUUGGGAGACUGGGGAGGGCUGAUAUCGGUUGAGGGUCUAAAGGCUUUUUCCCACCUUCGUCGCCUAUCUAUUGAGAAGUGUCCCAAGCUUGUGCAAGCAGCAGCAGCAGUGUCAAUUAAGGGCGAGGAGGAGGAGGAGGAGGAGGAGUUCACAUUAACCGUCGGCACUCUUAGGAUUGAUGAUCCCUUGCUGCUCCACAUUGAACCAUUGAGAAAACUAGCGUCUGUCAUAACGCUAUGGAUAGGAGAUUGUAGAAAUCUGGAGUGUGAGGGAGACAUCAACUCGUGGUUGUUGCGCAACAGAACUUCGCUGCGAUCCAUCCACCUGGAAAAAUACACUGCAAAGUUGCUGCCUCGUAGCCUCCAAGCCCUCUCUUCCCUGGAGUCCUUAGAAAUCACUGAAGCUUAUCAGCUUCAAUCGCUGCCGCAGAUGCCUUCAUCUCUGCAAUGGCUUGAGAUCAGUGGCUGCGACGAGACGCUGAAGGAGCCGCAGAUGCCUUCAUCUCUGCAAUGGCUUGAGAUCAGUGGCUGCGACGAGACGCUGAAGGAGCGGUGCAUGGAGGACGAAGGUGCUGAUUGGCCCAACAUUAAACACAUCCCUGAUAUUGAUAUCUUGGCCUGGUACGAGCUAAACUUCUCAGAAGAAGGCAGGUUCUCUUUACAAGAUUUUCAUGCUGCUCUUCAUUUCUUACAUAGACUUCUCAGAAGAAGGCAGGUUCUCUUUGAGUCUGGAUGUGAUGCAUCUUUACUGCUUGAUGACACAUUUGCAAUAGUUAGUGACAAGACAGCAGUUCCAAACUUGAAUUCUGUUCGUGGAUUCAAGGUGAUUGAUAGAAUCAAGUAUUUGUUGGAGGAACCUUGCCUUUUGAUUGUAUCUUGUGCGGAUAUUUUGGCAAUUAUUGCUAGAGAUGCAGCUGUUUUGUAUGCUGCAUGCCAGUGGAGUAUUAAAACUUUCAGCCUACGUAGCCAUUUAAAAUUACAAGCGAACUUCCGUAUUUAG